Schistosoma bovis is the source of this 2986-nucleotide messenger RNA. The record is from the annotation of a GenBank genome assembly. NCBI's taxonomy places the organism in Eukaryota, Metazoa, Platyhelminthes, Trematoda, Strigeidida, Schistosomatidae.
UUGAAAUCUACCCAUAAAAUAACUUUCGGUUCAUUCAACUUUCAAUGGUGAUCUAAUUUUUUCAAGGACGGGAGUCAUUGAGGAUUGUGGUUUUGGCGGCUUCAUAAUGACAGAGGUUCUACCGAUUUCUUUGGUGAAUUUCAAUGCAGAUAGUGGUUAUUUAGAAGGUCUAGCACGUGGAAUUAAGGGUGGACUUCUAAAGCAAGCUGAUUACCACGUGCUAGUACAGUGUGAAACAUUGGAUGACCUAAAGCUCCACCUGCAUGAUACUGACUAUGGGGAAUUUCUCGCCAAUGAACCUGGACCUUUGACUGUGGGAAUCAUUGAAGAAAGAAUUCGCGAAAAGUUUGUGUCUGAGUUCCGACACAUACGCAACCAAGCUGUAUACCCAUUAUCUUUAUUCUUGGAUUACAUCACAUACAGCUAUAUGAUUGAUAAUAUCGUGCUUCUGAUAACAGGGACUCUCCAUGGAAGGCCGAUAUCCGAACUUAUGACUAAAUGCCACCCUCUUGGAACAUUUCUGGAAAUGGAAACCCUGAAUAUUGCAACUAACCCAGCUGAGUUAUACAAUGCUGUACUCGUGGACACGCCUCUAGCUCCAUUCUUUAUUGAUUGUAUUUCGGAGCAAGACUUAGAUGAACUUAAUAUAGAGAUAAUACGUAACACUUUGUACAGGGCGUAUAUUGAAGAUUUUUAUGCCUUCUGUAAGUCACUGGGCGGAAUUACUGCGGAGGUGAUGUGUGAGUUGUUGGCAUUUGAAGCUGACAGAAGGGCGUUUAUCAUAACAAUCAAUUCAUUCGGAACAGAACUCUCAAACGAAGAUAGAUCCAAACUUUAUCCUCGCUGCGGAAAACUUAACCCUGAGGGGCUUGUUCAGCUUGCUAAGGCUAACGAUUACGAACAAGUAAAAUCCGUUGCAAGGUAUUAUUCGAACUAUUCCUCCUUGUUUGAAGAAACUGGCGAGGGCUUUGGAGAUAAGACAUUAGAAGAUAAAUUCUUUGAAUAUGAACAAGCAUUGUCUUGUGAGGAAAACGUUAAUGAGAACUCCCAUCCUCCAAAGCUGUAAGACCAGGUCAUACGUGGACAAUAAUAAUAAUAAUAAUAUAUAUAUAUAUAUAUAUAGAGAGAGAGAGAGAGAGAGAAGUUACUCAUCAACCAAUUGGAUUAUCGGAAAAUGUUCAGUGUCAUCAACAUGGUCUAGGAUUUUCAUUCUAACAGAUGGAAACAAAAUUGGAUGUGACGUUUGUGUAUGAGUCCAUUAAUGGCACCUCAAGUUGUGGUAAAGGACAACUAAAUUGACAAAAACCUUUCUACUAUUUUAUGCAGCUGAUCUGGCUAAAUGAUCAAACCAACAAACUUUCACACAACUUUACAAACUUAAAGUUCACUUUUUUUCUGUUUACUAAUUUGUUUAGUAACAAAAUUUCCUAAUUAACUAAUCCAUUUUAGGUCCAAUUGAAUGUAGAUGCCUUCUUACAGCAGUUUCAUUAUGGUAUAUUCUAUGCCCUUCUUAAAUUAAAGGAACAAGAAAUGAGAAACAUUGUUUGGAUUGCGGAAUGCGUUUCUCAACGUCAUCGUACCAAAAUUGACUCUUAUAUCAAUAUUUUAUGACAUAUGUUUUGUUGGAAAACUAUUCCACGCUUAAAAUGCGUUCUAAGCAUAAUGUUUUUGACUAUUAUAUCUUACUUUGGAUUUAUUUAUAAUUUAAACUCGUUAAAAAUUUACGUAAAUUAUUUUUUCUGUAUGAUUAAUUCCAAGUGAUUAUCAAAACGUUUAAGUCGUCUGAAUCAUUAAUAUCAAUUUUGAGAUUUCCUUUCGCAACUAUCAUUUUACUUGGAUACUUUCAUUCUUUCUCCUAACACCUGGUUCUUUGUUAAUGUUGUGUUGGAAUGUCAAUAAGCUAUGUUGCAGUUCUCUGAAUUUUGUUUAACUAGGUUUGUACUUUAAGUGUCACACUAGUUGUUAGUGACGUGAAUUAAUUAUAUUAACUUCUAGUACAGUAAACACCUAGUUUUUAAACUAAGAUUUUUUCACAUGCAUUUCUAUUCAUUACUGAGUUUCAGUUUUUAUGUGAAGAAAGUCUCUGUUUCUGUUUGUCAACACCUGAGAUGUAACUCGACAAAAGCAGGUCAAUAUCAUCAUGAGUAAUGUCUGCUUCUUGAUGGGAAAUCAAGAUAUUUCAUCGUUGCUUAACAAUAAGUUUGUGUUUUAUCAAUAACCACAGAAUUCCUAACGCUUUCUAAGGGAAUACUUCUCUAGAAAACGAAGGAAUCCCUGAUAUAUUUUAGAAAUUAGUUUCAAGAUAAUGUGCUGUUGGUUCAACGUCACUGACAUUUGGUUGCCAAAUUAGUUACACCACAAACGGUCUUGGUGAAUCACGUAUACAUCUCAGACGCUCACCAUUUUAUUACAAUUUUACUCAUUUCUCAUUACUUCCCAAUCACAAGUAGGAUAUGCAAAACGCAAUGCAGAGGUUUGCAGUUUGUUUUACUUCUGAAUGGUUUUAUCAAUUUGUCUUUUUAUACCUCGUCGAAAUUUAAGGUGUAACACAACUAAUCGUGUUCUGAAAUCUCUGAAUUUAAAAUGUUCCACGGCAUCAGUGAUCUAGGAAGCAGCAAGUUUCACUCUUUUGGCAUUUGAAAAAGUGAGAAUUACGUCGACCACAGACGUGUGCUAUGUAUUUGAUAAGAACGGUAAAUACUUAGAUAUUUCAAGUCCAAGUGACCUUGACCGGACACUUGAAAUUUGUAACAUUUUAUUUGUUUGUGGUAAAAAGCCUUUUGCCAUAUAGCCGUUUGAUAAAUUGACCAGGUUUCAAUUAACUAAAUAUUGUGUUAAUCUGAAUUAUUCAUUAAGAUAUCGAGAAUAAGUAUUUCAUAUACAUGUGUUGAAUAAUCAUUCCAUUUGGUUAUAUAUAGUCGUAUAACUUCUAUGUAUAUCCAUAUCCCUUUAUAUACUACUUAUGCCGAUAUAAGUAUCACACCAC